GCAGUAUACCCAAAUGACUUAGUGGAUGUUUGCUAAUAUAGUGGAAUGAAAAAUUAGUACAGUGCAGAAUGGCCCUCUCGUGGAUAAAAGGGCCUAUAUUCCACCAUCACAGCAUGUGUCAGAUCUUUCACUAAACCUAAGCAGAGAGACAGAUCGAGGAAGAGAUUGAGGUAGAGUGAGGGAGUGAUGCAGUGUGGAAUCUCUUUUAUGUUCCACAUCAAAGAUGUGUAGACCUGUAGGUAUGCCUAUAGAAUGCACACCUUUAUAAUUUAUCUAAUGAUUGCUGGUGCCCUUCAUCUCCUCUUUUUAGGAAAACAUCCGGUGAGCAAAAGUUCUGAUAGAGGUCAGAAGAGAAUGCCAGACUGGCUCAAGUUAACAAGAAGUCUACAGUAACUCAAAUAGUCACUUUUUACAACCAUGGUGUGCAGAAAAGAAUCUCAGUCAGCCAAGAACAGGAAUCUUAGGAUACAGUGGGUAUAGGCUCACCAAUGCUGAACAACUGAAGAUUGGAUAAAGGCCAGGCAACAUUUUUUCAAUCGUCAACGGUCCAGUUUUGCUACCAUUAAAACGACUGAAUUUAACAUAUGGGGAUUUAAAGAUAGCUGGCUAGCUCACUACCCUUAUACUCUGUGAAGCUGUAAUUCUUUCUAGAGCUUGAUAAUAUAUGAAGAAUUUGAGAUGCUUUAUGACAUAUGCAUGGAAGUCUGGGAAAUUGUGUCAGAUGUUGCUGUGGCUGAAUUCUGUCAAACAGCCAAAACAUGCUUAUAGCAUAUGUUAAAUCUCUCAAAUUUCAGAAAUCAUAAACAACAAAAUGAUGUAGAAAUGUUUUCACUUACUCUUUAGUCAUGCCUAGGCUAUCUGUUUGCAAGAAUCAUGUUAGGUAAGGAGCCGGAUUAACAAACACAGUGGUAAAAACAGUCAUAAAGUCCACAUAAAGAUGACUAAAUCCUUGCUACAGUAGCGAAGUGUGAUUUCCUCACACAGUGUAUGGUUUGCUUUGAUCAAGUUAUUGGAUUACCAUCGAGAAAUGGUCAUAAGAAUAAACAAAUCAUUUUGUAAUAUUUACAAUUGCAUUUUAAAUGCAUUUUUCUCUCUUUUCACAUAAACAUUUUUUCAAACUUGUGAUUGAGAUACAUGGAAAAGAGAAACAUAUUUCAGUUCAGGAAAACCAGGCCCCUGCACAUACGUAUUUAAAAAAACCGAGUUAAAUCUGACCCAAAGUCCGAUUGACUGUGAUAAUGAUAAUAACAAAAAUAUGCAGUGUAGUUUUAAAUAAAUGACAUUAAACUACAGCAGCAAUCCUACUAUUAGCUUAUUUAGUUACGGAUUAUACUAUUAAUAUAUAAAAGAAUCUCUUGGGAUGUUUGCUCUUGGUAUUCAGUGGUUCUUCAAGACAACAAGGAAAAUGCAUUUUUAGGUGAUUUUCAUCUGAUUUUAAAAAGCAUUCUGCUUUGUUAUAUACUCUUUAGCAUUUUUCAGUGUCUUUGUUCUCUUUCUCUCUCAUCUUCUAUUAUCUCCAUUGUCCUCUCCUUCUUGUUUAUAUUCGUAUUUCCUCUCAGUCUGAGUCUGGAGGUGGUUGAUAAGCUGUGAAAAGACGUUAGUUUUGUUUCUGACAGGUGUCUGGGAACUCCAUUCCCACUAUAGACCAGAGUGAGACAAAGUUAUUUUACCUGUGGAUUGGAAUUGCUACAGGUCAGCAGAGGAGUGCAAGUACUACAUUAAUUCAAGCAGUAAAGAAACAACGUGGGAAAUGCCAUCUACUUUAGCUACAAAGACUACCUACACACACAAAACCUCAGUAAAUGAAUCACAGUCUACUGACAUUCCUGCGAAGCGACUGGAGAAGGUAGACAGGAUGGUGCGGAAAGCCAGAGUGAACAGCCAGAGCCCCGGGUCCCUCUCACCAGCCAGGAGACAGAACAAGGAGAAGGAAAUCAAGGAGACCAAAACCACAAUCAACUUCGUCACAUUCCCAUUGGCACAGUCUACGCCUGAGCAGCAACUCCUCAAACCCAAUGAGUGGAGCUACUGUGACUAUUUUUGGGCCGAUAAGAAGGACCCUCAGGGGACGACCACGGUAUCGGGCUUCGAGGUUCUACUGCAGAAACAGCUGAAGGGCAAACAGAUGCAGAAAGAGAUGGCUGAAUUCAUUAGGGAAAGAAUAAAGAUUGAAGAAGAGUACGCCAAGAACCUCUCCAAGCUUUCCCAGAUCCCGCUUGCUGCUCAAGAAGAGGGGACACUUGGAGAGGCUUGGGGCCAGCUAAAGAAGAGUUUGGCUGAUGAAGCAGAGGUACAUCUCAAAUUCUCUUCAAAGCUUCAGUGCGAGGUGGAGAAGCCACUGCUAACGUUCAGGGGGGACAAUUUCAAGAAGGACAUGAAGAAAUAUGACCACCACAUUGCUGACCUGAGGAAACAGCUGGUCAGUCGUUAUGCUGCCGUAGAGAAGGCCCGUAAGGCUCUGGCAGAUAGGCAGAAGGACCUGGAGGUGAAGACGCAGCAACUGGAGAUCAAACUGAGCAACAAGACUGAAGAGGACAUCAAGAAGGCUCGACGGAAAUCCACUCAAGCAGGUGAUGACCUGAUGCGAUGUGUGGAUCUCUACAAUCAAGCCCAAUCUAAGUGGUUUGAAGAGAUGGUCACAACAAGUUUGGAGUUGGAAAGGCUUGAGGUGGAGAGGGUGGAGAUGAUACAGCAGCACCUGCUCCAGUACACAACUCUACGUCGCGAGACAGACAUGUUCAACCAAAGUACCCUGGAGCCGGUGGACCAGCUUCUUCAGAGUGUGGAUCCAGCCAAAGACAGAGAGCUGUGGGUGCGGGAGCACAAGACAGGGGAUCUGAGACCUGCGGACAUGGACAUUUAGAGGACACUAACCUUAUAAUAGAAGACAACCACAUCUACAUCUACACACACACACACACACACACACACACACACACACACACACACACA
Molecule: messenger RNA, 2952 nt
Organism: Ictalurus furcatus (blue catfish)
Lineage: Eukaryota; Metazoa; Chordata; Actinopteri; Siluriformes; Ictaluridae
Gene: gas7a
Product: growth arrest-specific 7a
Exons: 14
Coding region: 1751-2863 (370 amino acids)
Biological process (GO): neuron projection morphogenesis; actin filament polymerization
Cellular component (GO): actin filament; plasma membrane; cytoplasm
Molecular function (GO): actin filament binding
Source: RefSeq, a predicted model, not a curated record